AUGUGGAAAAUUUGGAUAUUUCUAUUGUUAAAGAUCAUUUCGGCCUUAACCAUUAACAAUGAGGUGAUAACUACAUCUAAAUCUCAGGCAUCUCAGUCCCAAGAUAUUAUAAUUAGCCCUCAAGGUAAAUAUGUAUUUAUGCAAACACCAACAAUUACGUUCCUGAGAAAUUUUGAAAACCAGGGGACAUUUUCUGUGAGUACUGAACAAUUACAAAAGCUUUCAUUGAAAUUUCAGUACACAUCUGGAAAAUUCCUCAAUAAAGGAACAUUUACCGCCAUCACGUCUGACAUGGCACAAGCAACUGAGUUUUUAAUCAAGGUUAACCAAUUUACCAAUGAAGAUAAUGGUUACAUGAAAAUCGAAUCUGGGUCAAGAAGCGGCACACAGAAUAGUUUAAUCGAGGCAAGCUCAUUGAAAAACAAAGGGAUAAUUAUAAUUAAGAAUCAAGGAGUGAACAGAGGUACUUUUCAAAUAAAUUUGAAAACUACUAGUGGUAUAGGAGGUCUGUGGGGAAGUACAAAACCAGCGGUUGAGUUCUCUAAUGCUGGUACCAUCGAAUUAUACUUUCAGAAUUUCAAACAAGGGAAUUGGCCAAUAGUAGGCGGUGGUUGUAUUUACCUUGAAAAUAAGUCCUUACUCGAGCUUGAUACAAAUAAUGCUGCUAACUUGCAAACGUUUGUUUUUGGAGAACAAUCCACCAUAGUCAUUAACAAUUCCGUGAAAAACUUUUCUUUCAAGUUUAUGAAUUUUGCUCCAGGAAACAUAAUCCAAUCAAAAUAUUUACUAAGGUUUUCAUAUAGAUCUGAUACUGGGAUUGUAGAAUAUUUCCAUCCGGAGCGAUACCACAUCCUGAACCAGAACCAGAACAAAUAA
Messenger RNA from Spathaspora passalidarum NRRL Y-27907, 876 nucleotides. RefSeq lists its product as uncharacterized. The transcript has 2 exons. The record is from RefSeq and is a predicted model, not a curated record. Bases 1 to 876 code for a protein of 291 amino acids. Lineage: Eukaryota; Fungi; Ascomycota; Pichiomycetes; Serinales; Debaryomycetaceae.